UGUAUCAGUUUGCUGUAGCAGAAAAAUACACGGAUUCCGUCUCUGAAGUUUCACACCCUUACUGAAGUAUUCGGCAGUCGACAGGCGUUUCAAGGCGAGUCGGAGAUGUCGACUGCCAGGCUUGUGUCGAACUCCGAUUGUGAGGGGUUCCAUCCUGAGGUAGCAGAAUAUUUUGCUUCUUCAGAACCGAUAGAAUUCCAUAAUUCGGUCCCGCCGUCUGUCACAAUCAAACCAACGCCAAUCCACCCUAAGCCACCGUCUCAGUUGGCCUGUUGUGAAGAGAAAACACAAGCUGAGCAGUUUGAGCUGUACAAGCAGAUGAUGACGGCCCUGUACGAGGUGGACAGUCUCCGCAUUGACUGCCUCGAUACUGGACUCCGUGCCUCGUCUCUUCACCUAAAGAACAAAACUCUCAUGAUACAAAUCCAAGAACUCUCGGACCUAAGAGUCUCCCUGAGGGAGCAGGUGGCUCGCUUGAUGAUGGAGGUGGACAUGCUGAAAGGGAAGGGACCUCCUGUACAUCCAGGAGAUGUUAAAGGUGAUGCACCUGUUCAGAGGACAGGGGUCGCACAGACCACGUGCUUGGAUCAGCUGUGCCAAUUAAACAGUGUGUUACAUCAUGGAAAAGGACUCUCUCAACGUAAUCUAACCUUACCCGAAGACGCAAUAUCACGCUCAACCCAUUUAGCUGAACACAACAACAAAAGUUCGAACUCGCUUUUUGGUCGUUUGAUCAAACGUUUCAGAAGAAUGAAAUCCUGAUGUAUCUUUCAAUAUUAUUUUAUAAAUCAAAUAUAAAUCAUUAUAAGACCUUAAGAACCACUUCUGCGUUGAUUGUUCGCGACCAGCGUUGUGUCCCUUUUCAUGGCAGGAUCCGCUGAUGGACAGUACGAAUUUGAGAUUAUCCACAAUCCUUGGCCUAUGAUCACCAUGGCUACAUCUCUACCUUCAUGUCUGGCUUUCUUCAAAACCUAGGCUGAUAUGUCCUUAUAUGACAUGUUGAAAUGCUUUCAUUUGUUUCGUAAACAUGAGCACAAGUUAACAGCCAGGGUUUUUAAUGACUAUUUUGAGAAAGUAGUUACACAUUCCAAGAAAAGGCAUUCAUCAAGAACAGUAACAGAUCCGGAGUGAAUUUGAUCGUCUAUAGCAGGGUUUGAUCGUCUGUAGCAGGGUUUGAUCGUCUAUAGUUUGAUCGUCUAUAGCAGGCGAUUACUGUGGCCUUGUUAUCUUACUAUGAUGAUAUAUCACAAUUAAAUUGAUACAUAACACGCUGGAUAAACGAGGCGGAUAUAGAAACAACAACUCAAUAUUUAUAAAUACAUGUAGGGCCGUGCGUCCUAAAAUAAAAACCCAUUCUCUGAAAUCACAUUCGUGACAGAGAUUUUC
Haliotis rubra (blacklip abalone) is the source of this 1386-nucleotide messenger RNA. RefSeq lists its product as uncharacterized. Bases 106 to 762 code for a protein of 218 amino acids. NCBI's taxonomy places the organism in Eukaryota, Metazoa, Mollusca, Gastropoda, Lepetellida, Haliotidae. The record is from RefSeq and is a predicted model, not a curated record. The transcript has 3 exons.